Molecule: messenger RNA, 393 nt
Organism: Perkinsus marinus ATCC 50983
Lineage: Eukaryota; Perkinsozoa; Perkinsida; Perkinsidae
Exons: 1
Source: RefSeq, a predicted model, not a curated record
AUGAAGGAGAAUGGUAAGAAGAUCCGCCAACAACAGUACGACUAUUCUGGUGCUAUGAUUGGUAAGCUGAAACCUGAAGAACGGGAAAACUAUAAGAAUGAGAUUGAUGGCUAUAUAAGGGCUGGUUAUUGGCAGGAUCUGGAAGUAUCCCCAUUGCCUCGACGUUAUAACUGUGCAAUCUCUGAUCUUCUUCCAGUGGUAGUGUUCCCCGUCAAGCAAGAGGGGCGACAUACUCGUAUUCGCCCCUGUGCAGAUGCACGGGGGGCCAAUGAGCAAUCCCCCCGUGCUUCUUAUCGUGGUGGUUGUAUAUCCUCUAUCCUUCAGCAUAUUAUGAUUGGCUGGCGUGAAGGUUUCUGCGUGCAUACCCGAGAUGUGAAGAAGGCCUUCUAUAAA